UACAAACAUAACAUACAUUACAUUCGAUCGAUAAUAGUGUUGAAACUGAUAAUAAACGAUAUGGAGGAAUUAGAAGGAGGAGCGACGAUGAUGGGAAAGGCGGAAAUUGAUACGAGUGCUCCAUUUCGUUCGGUUAAGGAGGCAGUCAUGUUGUUCGGAGAAAGAGUUCUUGCUGGAGAGCUCUACUCUGCUAAUAAGCUUAAACAGAAACAAGAUGGAUCGAGUCAUGAAGACGAAAGCGACGACUCGUUUAAUGAUGAGUUAAUUGAGACAAAGCAAAGACUAGAAAGGGCAAGAGAAGAAAGAUUGGUAAUGGCUACUUGUCUCUCUUCUUUAGAAGAAGAACUUGAACGCACAAGAAAUGAGCUUGAUAAGCUAAAAUUUGAGCAACAAAAAGUCAUGGUAUCAGAAAUUGAAGACCUAAAAUUUAUAGAGAAAUCACAAAUUAUGUCACAUGAUCAAAAUAAUGUUGAGUUUCAUAAAAAAAGAUAUGUCACAUUUGCAAAUCCUCCACAAGGUGAUCAUGAUCAUGUUGUCUUACAAACCCAUCCUUCAAUCAACAAGAAGAAGAAGAUAAAAAUACCCCUAAUUAUUCCAUUGAUUGGGGGAUUUUUUUCUAGGAAGAGAGGUAGUAAUUCUGAUAAUAAUAUUCAAUCUUCUCGAAUUUAAAAUGCGCCAACAAAAGAGAGAUCUCAAGGCUUGUGUCCUGUUUGAAUCUUCAUAACUUGACGUGGAAGGAGUUUCAUUUAUAAUUUUCCAAUGGUUUUGCUUGAAAUCAAAGUGUGAAAAGUAAGGUUGGUUAACAUUCAUAUUUGAUUUCUUUGUGUAAAAUUUUCAA
Solanum stenotomum is the source of this 838-nucleotide messenger RNA. RefSeq names its product WEB family protein At1g75720. The coding region runs from base 61 to 669 and encodes 202 amino acids. Lineage: Eukaryota; Viridiplantae; Streptophyta; Magnoliopsida; Solanales; Solanaceae. The record is from RefSeq and is a predicted model, not a curated record. The transcript is spliced from 2 exons.